This is a messenger RNA of Nicotiana attenuata, 2101 nucleotides long. RefSeq names its product pentatricopeptide repeat-containing protein At1g59720, chloroplastic/mitochondrial. Gene Ontology annotation, molecular function: protein binding; zinc ion binding; RNA binding. The transcript has a single exon. Bases 174 to 1982 code for a protein of 602 amino acids. NCBI's taxonomy places the organism in Eukaryota, Viridiplantae, Streptophyta, Magnoliopsida, Solanales, Solanaceae. Gene Ontology annotation, biological process: RNA modification. The record is from RefSeq and is a predicted model, not a curated record.
GUUAAAGACUUUUCUAAGGCACGAAUUCGAAUAUGUGCACCAGUGAAUUCUAAGACACUGGAUGGUUAAAAAAAAUUCUUUUGUCAUAUUUUUGCUUUUCCAGAAAAGUUUACUUGUGUAUCUAUUUAUAUUUUCCAAAAUAAUUUACUUGUGGAGAAUAGCCUGCGAAUAAGAUGAUUCUAGCAACUACAGCAAGGCCAACAACUUAUGCCAUCAAUACCAGCACCAACACUAGUGAGCAUCGACGCCAUAUCCUCCAAAUCUUGACACAAUGCACUUCCAUUUCUCAGCUCAAACAAGUACACGCCUAUACUCUUCGUACAACCACAUUUGACAACACAGACACCCUUUUCCUCUACAGCAGAAUUCUCCAUUUUGCCUCCUUACAUGACCUUAACUAUUCUUUUCAACUCUUCAGUAAUUUAGAAAACACCAAUUCCUUCAUCUGGAAUACUCUUAUUAGAGCUUGUGCUCAUAGUAAUAAUCGUAAAAAUGAAGCCUUUUUGCUUUUUUAUAAAAUGGUUACAAAUGUUGAGCCUGAUAAGCAUACUUUCCCAUUUGUGCUCAAGGCUUGUGCUUAUCUUUUUGCACUUUCUGAAGGGAAACAAGCACAUGGGUUUGCUUUGAAACUUGGGUUUGAUUCAGAUGUAUAUAUAAACAAUAGUUUGAUUCAUUUUUAUUCGUCUUGUGGGUGUUUGAAGGAUGCUAGGAGAGUGUUUGAUAAAAUGCCUGAGAGAAGUUUGGUGUCUUGGAAUGUUAUGAUUGAUGCUCUUGUUCAAUCGGGUGAGUUUGAAAGUGCUUUGAGAAUGUUUUCUGAGAUGCAAAAGAUAUUUGAGCCUGAUGGGUACACAGUGCAGAGUGUUCUUGAUGCUUGUGCUAGCUUCGGGGCGUUAUCUUUGGGAAUGUGGGUACAUGCUUAUGUUUUAAGGAAGUAUGAGAGCUUCUUAGAUUUUGAUUUGCUUGUUAACAAUUGUUUAUUGAACAUGUAUUGCAAAUGUGGUUCGUUGGAUAUAGCUGUUCAGGUUUUCGAGAGGAUGAGCAAACGUGAUUUGAAUUCUUGGAAUGCUAUGAUAUUAGGAUUUGCAAUGCAUGGGGAGGUUGAGGAAGCGUUUCGUUGUUUUGACGAAAUGGUUAUCAAGAGAGUAAUACCGGAUUCAAUCACAUUUGUUGGUAUUUUGAGUGCUUGUAAUCAUAGAGGUUUGGUUGACGAGGGCCGUAGCUAUUUUGAUAAAAUGGUUUUUGAGUAUAAGAUUAGGCCUGUUUUAGAGCACUAUGGUUGCCUGGUUGACCUUCUGGCUCGUGCGGGGCGUAUUGUUGAAGCUCUUGAUGUUGUUUCAAACAUGCCAAUGAAACCUGAUGCAGCAAUAUGGAGAAGUCUUCUUGAUGGUUGCUGCAAGAAAAAUGCUGACAUAGAACUUAGUGAAGAAGUGGCAAGAAAAGUAAUUGAGUCUGAAGGCAGUGACACUAGUGGUGUUUAUGUUCUUUUGUCAAGAGUAUAUGCAACUGCUAACCGAUGGGACGAGGCUGGACUGAUUAGGAAAUUGAUGACCGAUAAAGGUAUUAAAAAAGAUCCAGGCUGUAGUUCAAUUGAAAUUAAUGGCGUUUUCCAUGAAUUUUUCGCUGGAGAUACUUCUCAUUUGCAUACUAGAGAAAUUUACAAGUUUUUGGAUGUUAUAGAAGAAAGACUCAAAUUAGCAGGGUAUGUUCCUGACUUGUCACAAGCAUCAAUGGUUGAUGAACUUGAUAAUGGGAAGAGACGGUCGCUUAAACUGCACAGUGAGAGACUUGCCAUUGCUUAUGGACUUUUGAAACUGAAACCGGGAAUUCCUAUACGCAUUUUCAAGAAUUUGCGAAUCUGCAGUGACUGUCACAAUGUAACCAAAUUAAUUUCGAAAGCUUUUGACGUUGAAAUUAUUGUUAGAGAUCGUGUUCGGUUCCAUCACUUUAGGAAUGGGUCCUGUACCUGCAAAGAUUACUGGUGAAAACAAUGUACAAUACUAACAUUUAUCAAUCCAAUUGUCAAUUCAUACAAUUCUGUCUUGAAUUUUCGCAAAGAUUUAGUGUGUAAUGGAAAUUUUGACUUAAACUAGGGAGGUUCUUA